Molecule: messenger RNA, 876 nt
Organism: Kwoniella botswanensis
Lineage: Eukaryota; Fungi; Basidiomycota; Tremellomycetes; Tremellales; Cryptococcaceae
Exons: 1
Coding region: 1-876 (291 amino acids)
Source: RefSeq, a predicted model, not a curated record
AUGUCAGCGUCAACGGAAGAUCAAUCAACCGCACUUAACACCGCUCCUCCUACAUACGACACCGUCACCUCGCCUCCGACCAAAUACCAAGUAACCAUACUUGACGAACAUAGUCGAUCUGGGGUUUUCUUAAAGAUGGGCUCUUAUACUGACAUUGAUACUGGUUUUGGUACUGGUCGGAUAGCCAGUGCAUUCCAUUUGCACCCUUACUCAGACCGAGAUGGGUCAGAUCCACGUAAACCCGAUCAAUACAUACAAUUGACCAAGGUAUCUGACGUCUGUCCAGUCGAAGUAAAAGUGGUUGAAACUCAAACACCCAACGGAGAUCAACCUACCGACAUUGAUAGGAGAAGUAGUAAGAUCAUGAGGGGUAGUAGAAAUCAGAUCGAUCUUGUUAUACCAUUCAAUUUCCACCCUGAAAGUUACAAUUCGAAUGCGGAUGGAGAAGGAGAUGGAGAUGGAUCGAGGGGGUCAUCGAUCUUUGAUAGUUUCGCGUUGACAGGAUUUACCAAUUCCAUCAAAGACGUUCAAGAGCUAAACGAAUGGAAAGAACGAGCUCAAUUUGACCUUAUCACAAAUCACGAUAUGACCAAUAGUGAAGUGAUCCCUAUGGUUUUGGGAGAUGUGUUGAAUAGCGUGCCAAUCACUGGGUUGAAUUUGGAUCUUUACAAGGGAGAGGACAAAAUUAAGAGUUUGGAAAAUUUGGAUGGGACGGUUAAUGGGAUGACAUUCUUCUGUGGGAUGAUCUCUGAAGGAUCUGUUGAUCAGAUGAUUAGCGAGACCGAAGGAGGUACUGCCAAGAUUACGACUGAGGCCACUCAAGAUGAUCAAGAUGGAAUUACAAAGGAUUUAGACAAAUUGUCUGUCUCACAGUGA